Molecule: messenger RNA, 1732 nt
Organism: Pseudoliparis swirei
Lineage: Eukaryota; Metazoa; Chordata; Actinopteri; Perciformes; Liparidae
Exons: 2
Coding region: 304-1131 (275 amino acids)
Source: RefSeq, a predicted model, not a curated record
CAGAGAAGAUUAGCAUACCUCCUCGGGGCGGACUUUACACAUAAGACGGCUAAUAACGACGACGUAGAGACCAAACAAGUGCUCACUGAGUCGGGAGGAGGAGUCUUAAUCGUGUUAUUCCUUCCAGACGCAGACAGGGAGACGCACUCAUGCCCGUCAUGGUGUCUGAACGCAGACGCUCGGUGGGAAACAGUAACAACACCCAUUGAGUGGCAGUUUGACCCCCCACCCAUGCGGAAAGUUAUAAAAGAGAUCUUUAUUUUCGAACCAGAGAGCUUGGAAGAAAGCCUGUUUUCAUGAGAAAUGCACGCGGCGGAUAGAAGUGAGAGAGUAGCGGAGAGGAGAGCUGAAGCGACGACAGCGUCCGCGUAUACUGAGGAUGGGCUCGAGGGAACGGCUAAAACGGAGAGUGAUAAUAGCGUGCCUGGUGAAAAUAUGGGCAUAAAUCACACUAAAGAGGAGGAAAAUGUGACAUCAGACGAAUCGGUCGUAUCUUCGCCGCCCUCACUCAAGGUGAGGGAGAGGGAAACGGCAAAAACGGCGGAGACAGCUCAAGUAAACAAAGAGAUCAAAGAGAAAACAUCAAGAAGGGAAGUCUUGGCUCAAGGCGGCCCACGCAAAGAGGACAGCCUGCCGAGCACAGAGACACCAGAGCAGGCCAGAUUCAUCAAAUGGACAACUGGGAGUGGAGAAGUUCCUGUUGGGAAGUCCUUCUGGGGCCUCAGGAUGAGAGAGGACGUCCCGGAAGAGACGAGCGGCCCUCGAGAAGAGACCGGAGCCAGAGCUUUGACCAACGGGCCGGAGACAGACGGGAAAGUCGUCCAACGUGAUUCAGAAAUGAACUCGGUUACGGACACGCGGCCAAAACCGGCGCUCUGCAGAGGUUUGACACAUCGCACUGUCGCCGGGCGGAGACGCUGUGCGGAGAGAGCUGCAGCAAUGGGAUCCAAGAGGUCUUCCACGGAUGCACUCGAGUACACAGGGGAGUGGGAGGAGGAGGAGAAGGAGCACAUCAGAUGCCAGAAGGACAGCCUCCUCAAUCACGACCAGCGCGAUCAUUUCUAUUAUCUUGAUGGAGUGAUGAGAAGGGUGAGGAGUAAUCUGUACCCCUUUUACAGGAGACGCAGGUAACACAGAGAACAGGGUCUUCAGGGCGAGAAGCAGAGGAGGCUCUCGGGAACGCGUCCUCGGUUACAUCCCACGUCUUUCCUCUGGGAAAUAAAUCCAGUCACUUCAAAUCAUCAGGCGCUGAAGAUGAUUAAAUAUAAACACAACAAACUAUUGGAGGCCCAACAAAGAAACAACGUAUUCAAGCACCGACGAUGCAGAGGUCUCAUUUUUACCAGCUGAAUAUGAAAUGCAAUAUUUCUGAUUGGAGGCGAGUCGGCCAUGCUGGAAUGUCAAGGAGGAAACACACUUCCUGCCUGGGCUGUAUGAGUUCAUGUAGUAUUUAUGGAACAGAUAAUGACCCUUCUGACCAGGGAGAAUACUGAAUUCGGUCCGAGGAAUCAGAACAUAUGUACAAGAGAAGUUAUAUGCCAGAGCUUGAUUUUAUAUUAAUGUUUAAUACUUUGAUCUGAACAACCCCGGCAGGCGAUAAUAUUAAUUCAAUGUAAUAAAAUGUACUAUGUGUUAUAUAAUUCAAUGUAACUCGACAUGAAAACAUCAAUUCAAAGACGCUCAUCUGUACAAAACAUUUAUUUGAAAUUGACAUAAAAACAGCUUUGACUUA